Messenger RNA from Peromyscus maniculatus bairdii (prairie deer mouse), 2103 nucleotides. It is a transcript of the gene Yju2b, whose product is annotated as YJU2 splicing factor homolog B. Lineage: Eukaryota; Metazoa; Chordata; Mammalia; Rodentia; Cricetidae. Gene Ontology annotation, biological process: mRNA splicing, via spliceosome. The record is from RefSeq and is a predicted model, not a curated record. Gene Ontology annotation, cellular component: U2-type spliceosomal complex; post-mRNA release spliceosomal complex.
GCCGGCGAGGUGGCUUAGCUAGCAGUGGCGCUUGCGGCCAAGCCUGACGACAUGAGUUCGACCCCCGAGCGUGGUGAAAAAAAAAAAUCGAUUCUUGUGGGGUGUUGUCUGACCUGCACACACUUCGUGGCACGCUCCCCGAACACACACAAAACAAAUAUAGUUUUUAAGGGGCUGGAGAGAUGGCUUAACGGCUAAAGCUUGUGCUGCUCUUGCAGAGGACUGGGGUUCAGUUCCCGGAGCUCACAUCUGCCUGUAGCUCCAGAGAAUCCAACCCUCUUGCACUCACUUGUUCGUAAACAUACAUACACAUAACUUAGUAAUUUUUACGGGUGUUAGUAAGUAGGGGAAAGAGCUGAAAUCGUCCUUGCUCUUUGUCCCAUGCUCUUCUCAGUGCUUAACACCUGCGACGACUCCCAACCACAGCCUUCGCAGCUCCGUCCUUUAGGAAACUACUUUUUUUCCACAUGAGGAAACCGAAGGUCAGCGGUAGCGUCUGGCCCGGAGUCAGGCAGCUGGGAAGCGCAGGGGAGACUGAUGGGCUGCCAUCUGCUCAGGCAGGCUGUCCUUGGAUGCCAGGUCACAACUCAGCCACUGUGAACUUCAAGACAUAGGAAGAGCCAAGCCAGACCACCACACAGCCACAUCUUGACAGAGCAGCAGCCUGUGGCCUCUGCAGCUCCUCAGGAAGGAUACACCCCACCGCUGCAUGCAUUGACCAGGCCACUCUCCCAGUUAGUGAGGACCUGUAGGCAGCUCCCAAGAUGGGCGAAAGGAAAGGCCAAAACAAGUACUAUCCCCCAGACUUCAACCCCGAGAAGCAUGGCUCUCUCAACCGAUACCACAACAGCCACCCCCUUCGAGAACGGGCUCGGAAGCUGUCACAAGGCAUCCUUGUCAUCCGGUUUGAAAUGCCAUACAACAUCUGGUGUGACGGCUGCAAGAACCACAUCGGCAUGGGUGUGCGCUACAAUGCAGAAAAGAAGAAGGUUGGCAAUUACUACACAACUCCAAUCUACAGGUUCCGGAUGAAAUGCCACCUCUGUGUCAACUACAUCGAGAUGCAAACAGACCCUGCGAACUGUGACUACGUCAUCGUGAGCGGUGCCAGUCGCAAGGAGGAGCGUUGGGAUAUGGAAGACAAUGAGCAGGUGCUGACCACAGAGCAUGAGAAGAAAGAGAAACUGGAGACAGAUGCCAUGUUCCGCCUGGAGCAUGGUGAGGCUGACCGCAGCACACUGAAGAAGGCCCUCCCCACGCUCAGCCACAUCCAGGAGGCCCAGAACGCCUGGAAGGAUGACUUCGCUCUGAAUAGCAUGCUCCGCAGGCACUUCCGGGAAAAGAAGAGAGCCAUGCAGGAGGAGGAGGAGAAGGACCAGGCGCUGCAGGCGAAGGCCAGCCUCGCCAUCCCUCUCGUGCCGGAGUCGGAGGACGACCGGAGGCUGGCCGCGCUGCUGAGGUUGCACACGCUGGACUCCUAUGAGGACAAACAGAAACUGAAGCGCACCGAGAUCAUCCACCGCUCUUGGUUCCCCUCGGCCCAGGGACCCAGUGCCAGCAGCAGCAAAGCUAGCACCGUCCUGAGGAAGCUGUGCCAGGGCCGCAGACCAACCCCCAGCACCACAGGCACAGUGGGGGACCUGGGCAUAGUAAGGAGAAGGUCUCGAGACGUUCCAGGAAGCCCCCAGAGGGCUGCAGACGGUCCCCUGCCAGCAGAACCGAGAGGGCCACCAGGAACCACCCAGGAUGGCCCUCAAGAGCCAGCAGAGGCCCCUAGGACCAGCGAGACACCAGAAUCCAACAGGAACUGUAGAGAGCAGGCCUUACCCCUGGGUUCCUCCCAGGAGGACCUCCUGCACCCCAGCACCCCCAGUGCCUCCCUGGUGGCCGACUACUCAGACUCAGAGAGCGAGUAGGGGAGUCAGAAUUCUGGGGACCGGACGCCAGGACCCGGACUCAGCGAGACCUUACGGACUGCAGGCCCCGUGGCUACAGCCCAGCCAGACCUCUCUCCCUCUACAGAUCAUUAUUUAUUGAGUCUUGGUGAGGAUGUCUGCCGGGGGUAGCCGCUGACACCCUAACAUUAAAGCCCUGUUCUCUGUC